AAAGUCAAUUUUACUACAGUACAGCCUAGACCUAAUGUUUUCAGUUUUCUUGUUGUAUUGAUAAUUAGAAAGGUUAUUCAGUUUAUCCUAGCUUGCUACAUAUAUAUUUAUCUAUGGUUUAUCCACCCUGAGAUGUAUACUACCUUAUUGCAAUAUCAUUAAAGAAUAUAUUUAACUUAUGUAUUUUACGUUAGGAUUAGGCUGCAACUACAACUCAAUUAGAAUACUUACAUUUUGUUUGUAGUUGUUUCUGAGAAACUACAUUAAUUAAAAAAUGAUUGAUAUAAAUAGCAAAAUAAACUCUUUUUUUAUUUUUAACUCUACCUUCGGUCCUAAAGAAGGAGAAGAAUUAAAAAGGAUAUUAUUUUUCCAUCCAAACCAAGUGACCGCAGAUGCGAGAAAAAUACAGGUCGGUUUAUGUGAAGCUGUUGUAAAAUUUAUGUCAACCUUUUCCUCCGAACCUUGUGAAGCUCUGCAAACUCAGACAAAGAGAUAUAUAUUUUUCCAGCCUGAAAAAAAUUAUUGGAUGGUGUUGGUAAUACUAAUUUUCACGCUACACAGUAUACAUAUAUAAAAAAAAAUUCUUAUUUUUUAUUAUUUUAGGUUGUCAGAUUGCCAUAUCCAACUAAAUCAAUGUCAUCAAUUGCAGAGAAAAGAGGAGAUAUGAUCCAACCCGUAAUGAUGCAAAAUUUACUUGUGACUGCAUACAAAAUGUUCAGGAUGUUUGUAGGCUUAUUCUCUGAUAUUCCUGCAGAAGAUAUCUAUACUAAAUGUCAACAGUUUUUUACUCCUGUAAGUUGUUGACUGUGAACAUUUUCAUGAUAUUUUAUUCAUUAUUAUACAAUACAAUAUAUUAUAUAAUACAAAAUAAAUUAUAAUUUUUAAUUUCAGUACAUACUCUCAAGAAACAUCACAAAUGAUGUAACAAAUGUUAUUCAAGGCAUCAACUACCUACCACUGGAAAAGAAUUCAUUUUUCAAAGUGGUCUGCUUUAUAGAUCUUUUAGAAAUAAAUUACUCUGAUUUUAAAUGUAUUGCAUUUAUUUACAAUGAACAACUCAUUUGGAAUGGACUUUCAACAGAUGAUAUGCUGACACUGUACCAGUAUUUAGUACAAAGUUUGCUUCCAAAACAAGUGGAAAAAGAGAUCCAAGGAGGUGCUGUUACAGCUGCACAAAGACAUGGUCGUUUCAUCAGCCCUCCUGAUGGCAUUCACACACUUGACGACAUUCAGAAACUUGUCAAAGUAUACUUGAAGUUAGAAGAUGAUACAGAAACUAAACAAUAUUAUUUAAUCAUAUACAGAACUCUGAGUGCAACUAUCUGUUUAACUGUAGAUGGUGAGUAUAAUACAAGUUUGAUAUAUCUACCUAAAUCUAUUAUCUCAUGCUAUUACGGACAGAGAUUUAUAUUUUAGUAAGCAGUACCAAAAUGAUUGGCUAAAUUCAACAUUUUACGCAAUAAACAGAAAAUGCACAUACCAUUUUUUUUUAAAUUAACAUAAAAUAUGUAAAUUUAACAAAAUGGUAUAAUCCUGGCUCUUUGAUCAAUGAUAUCAUUGGCAUGGAGCAUAUACCACAUUUAGUAUUUACACAUAUUAUAGACAAAUAUCGAAUACAAUGUCAUGGAUGAAAUACCACAGAACACUAGUGUUAAAUAGCAGCUUAAUGCUGCUGUUUCAUAUGGUAAGUGUAGAGAAUAGCAGACCCUAUUUACUGGAAAUUAAGUGUUUCAUCUUAGUUCUCAAGGGUGACAACACUUUUAUUGACCCAAUUAUAACACAAAGUACAUUGCAUAAUGUAUCAUAUCCUUAUUCUGUAUAAUAGAUAUAUUGUCUUAUGUUUAUAUCAACAUUAUACCUAAUUAAGGAUAUUUUCAGCAAAGAAGACAUUGGAAUUAGAAACAUUUAGGUCUCUUGAUGCUUUUAUUGGUCCUCAGUUAUACAAUAUUGCAUCAACUGUAAGUGAACAAUGCACAGUACAUGCCUUGCAAAAUGCACAACUGGCCAACACAGAAAAUAAAUUUAUAUAUUUCAAUAGAUUAAAUUUGGCUUUUAAAACAUCAGUAAGUAAUAUUUUUAUUUGUUGCUUUGCUUUAAGCAUUUUUAAUAGUUUUUUUUCUAUUCAAUUUUUACCUUAUAACUGAAAAAAUAUUUGCUCCAAUGUGAAACCAGUUUUUAAUUAGAAAAAUUAAAAAAUUUUAGGCACCAAUAAAUACUUUAACUCCAUCAGCAGCUAUUAAACCAGAGGUUUUGACUAUAAUUGCAGAAUUACAUUCAGAUAGAAAAAGGUAAAAAAAUCAUUACAAAAUAAAGACUAUUUUUCAAAAUAGUGAAUAUAACUUCCACGUUAUUUACAGCCUAGGCAAUUAUGGUGAAAUCAUUAUUAAAACCUUAGAUGAAUAUUGGAUUACUGGAAAAUCAUCAAAUGAAAGAGAAUUCUAUGUAGUUAUACAAAAGAAAAAUGCUAAUAUAAUUGAAGUAGCAGAAGAAGUGAAACAAAUAUGUGAAGCACAAAUGAAAGGCAUUUUCUUUUAUCCCAUAUGAAGAUGUAGUAAACUAGAAGAUACAUAAAUAAUAACAAAUUAAAAUAUACUAAGUAAUUUAUUUGUUAUAUUAUUACAUAUUAUUAAAUUAGAAUUAUCUAC
Molecule: messenger RNA, 2645 nt
Organism: Parnassius mnemosyne (clouded apollo)
Lineage: Eukaryota; Metazoa; Arthropoda; Insecta; Lepidoptera; Papilionidae
Source: the annotation of a GenBank genome assembly